AUGGACAAGGAGAGCAGCCUAGAGAGAAGCCGCAGGAAGGCCUACCUUGAGAUGAUCGAAGUAGACGGCAUUGGCCUGAAUGCUGUCUUCAUCCUCAUCAUGUCGCGCAUGUCGCAGGCCUCGGGCUCCAUCCUGCCGCCACUGAGCUCACUGGUGGGGCCCAAGAAGGUGUCUCCCACCGAUGGGCAGAGGGAGCGAGAGGAGUCAGCCGACUCAGGCUGCAGCUCCCUGAGCGGCUUUGCCAAGUCCCUGCAGAAGGCAGAGGCCCUGCUGUGGAACUGCGUGAACCCCAGUGUGCGGCGCCUCCUGCAGCAGCAGGCCAGCGCCAGUGCCUACGACAGCGAUGAGGAGGACUCGCCCGGCGCCCUCGCCCGCCUGGCCCAGGUGGAGCGCAGCUUCCGGGGGCUCAGCCGCUGUCUCUGCGUGCAGGAGAACCCCCGCACGGAGACCUUCCGAGGCCAUGUCAAGCCGGCGGCCAGUGACACGGCCCAGGGCGCCUUCUCCUACCACCCCGUCUACCCCCGCGUGGCCAAGCACUGUGCCACCUUGCACGCCCUGCUGCAGCACCGCCACCGCCUCCGCCUCUCCCACGAGUACAGCCGCCGCCUCAAAGGGGCCUCGGACUUCGUCCGCCACCUCCUGGCUCUCUUGGCGCGGAAGGACCCGGGAGGGGACCCUGGGGGGGGCAGGCAGCUCAGGGGACUCUGUGAGGAGCUGCGGACUCACACCAGCCACUGGAGCGGGCUGCAGCGCAAGAUGCGCAGCGACCCCUGGCUGCGGGUGCUGCUGCUGCAGCAUCACGAGUCGGUGAUGCACAUGAAGCAGGCGCUGGGCCUGCUGGCCCUGCACGCCAUCCGCCUGGUGGAGCGCUACGUGGAGGUGCUGCUGCACUGCCUGGCACGGGCCAGCCCCGCCGCCGUCUCCCCUGCCCAGCUCUCCGACCUGUUCCAGGGCCUGGAGAUCUACAACCACGUGCUGAGCGACCAGGCCCUGGAGCGGGCCUCCAGCAAGCCGGGGGCUGAUCCCGCCACUCCACUCCGGCGCAAAGGGGAGGUGUGCGGGGGUGCUCAGGCCUAUCCCAUUGGGCGGGUGCUGGGCGUGCUGGCAGCCGAGAGAGGCAGGCUGGCCGCCCACAGACUCCACCAGCUCCUCCUGCAGCGGGCACAGAGGGACUGCCUGGAACAGGUGCACUGGGAGAAUGCUGUGGUGCCUUGGUCCAUGGACCGCAGCAGCAUUAGUGAGACAGAUGUGGGGUCCCCUGGGCCCCCCACAGUGGAGGGGCUGCCGAGCCUCCCCAAGGAGCUGCAGGUGCUGUGCAGGGAGGACAAGGAGCUCCUGGACCUUGUUCUGGGAGUCCUGGUGGCCUCCACCGACACGCUCUGGCACCAUGUGCUCAAGAGGCCCAAGCAGGAGAAGCCCCCGGCAGAGGAGGGCCAGGAGCCCCCGCUGGUGCCGGCAGCCAGCCCGGGCCUGGACGAGAGGCUGAGCUCGGCCUCCCUACCCAGCUGGAAGUCCGUGCGCUGGCUGGACGCGUCCUACUCGGAGGCUGCCGAGGUUCUGUAUGCGCAGUACCGCCCGCUCUUCUGGGAGGCCGCAGCCACCUCACUGGCUCAUCGCCUGGAGCUGUGGCAGGACCAGGCACAGCCCUGCGGAGGCCUGCCCCCGUGCACAGAAAGGGCAGCAGCCGCGCUGGCGCAGGAGCUGAGCCAGGCGCUGGGUCAGGCCCGCGUGCCCCUGGAGUGCGAGGCGGCGCUCCGGCGCCUGUGCCUGUGUCUGAUCUCUCAGGCUGUCUUCCAGAGCUGGGACCGAGGGUUCUGCCAGGCCCUGGGCUCCAGCCUCAGCGAUAAGUGCGUGCCUGGGCCCAGGACAGCGGGCACAGCGCACAGCAGGACUGCCCAGCUGCUCCGGGAGCUCCACCCUCCCCUGGUCUUCGCCCUGAAAUGCCUGGAGCCUCCACUCUCUGCAAGGACUGUGAGCGGCUACCUCGUCUCCCCAAGUCUCCGGCUGGAGCUGCUGACUCGCUGCCUGGCCACAGGGCAGGCCUCCUGCUCCUGGCUCAUGGCCAAGGCCUAUCAGCACCUUGCGGCCUGGUCCCUCUGCCCGUUCCUGCUCGUCACCCAGGGAGAUCUUCAGCUGUUAAAGGCAGAGACCACCAGGUUGGCAGAGCUCGUGAGUGGGGCCUUCCCUGAGGGAGAGAAGAGCCCCAGGUGGGUGCGGCCGGCCCUUGGCUCCCACCAGGAGCAGCAGCUGUGCCUACAGAUCUACUCCACUGCCACCAGCAUCCAGAGCUUCUCGCAGGACGUGCUGCGGAUGUUCUCCAGCGACUGCAAACGGAUGUCGGCAGAGAUCUUCAGCCAGACCAUGCCGCUGGGCAAGCACUGGAGAGCAGGCCUCCGUGCAGACCUGCCCAGCACCCCGAGUGAGUACGCCUUGGCCGCCGCCCAGAGUGUCCUGGGCCAGGUCCUGCAGGGCAUCCAGCUGCUCCCGCACGAGUCCCAGGUGCCCGCGCUCACCCACGUCAUGACAGCCUUUGUGGAAGCCUGGAUGGACCACAUCCUCACCCAGAAAAUCAAGUUCAGCCUGCAGGGUGCCUUACAGCUGAAGCAGGACUUCGACACAGUGCGGCAGCUGGUGCAGUCGGAGGAUUCUGGCCUGUCGCCUGAGAUCAAGCAGUCCGUGCUGUCGCUGCGCAUCUUCCAGCAGAUGGACAAUGCCAUCAUCUGCCUCUUACAGCAGCCCAGCAGCAAGGCCUACCUGCCCUCCCAUACCUGGGAGUCCUUCCGCAAGUGCUGUGAGUGCCGUGGGGCCGCACUGCCCCCAGCCAGGCUCACACAACGGCGUCCGCACUCAGGACUUCCCCUCGGGCAGCCUGAACAGCCUGGAGAGCCUGGACGUGCAGGCCUUGCGCAACAGCACCGCCCUGGAGACCCAGAGCUCCGACCUCCUCAGCCAACUGCAGGGCAGCUGCACCCCGGAGUCCUACCUCCCGAGCACCCAGCAGGAGUGGCUCUCCCUGCGGCUGCACGGCCCGCGGCGCUGGAAAGUCCCCAGCCUGCCCUGCACCAAGAGCUCUGAGCCCUGAGGGGCUGGCUGCAGCCCAGCCACCUAUCUGUGGUUAGAAAUACAACAGCCAAGUAGCCCCAAAGCUCCCUGGCUCCGUGGUUCUGUUCUGCCCCCAUGGGAUCCGCUGCCCCACGGCCUGGCCAGCCAAGGUGUGCCUCGGCAGGGUGGUACAUUCCCUGACCUGCCUCCUGGAGCAGACCACAGCCCGUCUCCCCUUGGGACUACAGAUCCCAGCAGGCAAUGGGCCUCUGCGAGGACAGCUGGGCAGGGAACUCCCUGAGCCAAGGCCCGGCAGCUGGCUGGUUCCCCACAGCAUUAGCAGGAGAGGGCUGGGGCUGGUUCCUGUCUGAGCUCCCCUGGGCCAGGCUCUCUGCCUGCAGCCAGCUCUGCAGGGAGCCCCUGGCUCGGGUGGGGUGGUGGACAGCCUAAGUUUUCUGGGUGGGGUCGCUACCCCCCCAAACAGCUCGGCCCAGUGACUCUGGCCUGGCUGCAUGGACCAGGCCCCCUGCAGACUGUUAGCCCUACACCCCUGGCCCGGCACUGGGGUCAGCGCCCCUACUGAGCCCCCACCCUGCUCCCUCUAGCACCAUGCCGGGGCAUUAGGAUCAGAGCGCCCCCUACUGCCACCAGCCCUGGGAUCUCUAAGGCACACAGGUGCGGUGGCUGCAUAGAGCAGCGUUGGCAGGCCUCACUUCGUGGGCAAUCCAGCUGCGGGCUCCAGCCC
Molecule: messenger RNA, 3787 nt
Organism: Malaclemys terrapin pileata
Lineage: Eukaryota; Metazoa; Chordata; Testudines; Emydidae
Gene: CCDC142
Product: coiled-coil domain containing 142
Exons: 11
Coding region: 1-3075 (1024 amino acids)
Source: RefSeq, a predicted model, not a curated record